Naegleria gruberi is the source of this 981-nucleotide messenger RNA. RefSeq lists its product as uncharacterized. Bases 1 to 981 code for a protein of 326 amino acids. The record is from RefSeq and is a predicted model, not a curated record. Gene Ontology annotation, molecular function: aminopeptidase activity. The transcript has a single exon. Lineage: Eukaryota; Heterolobosea; Eutetramitea; Acrasida; Naegleriidae.
AUGAAACAAGUUAUAUUGGGCUUUGAUGAUUCUGUAAAAAUAGGUGUAGCCAACUAUUCAGUCAAUGAUACAUCAAGCACUGGUUGCACUGUAUUCUUCUUUCCGAAUCAACAAUCAACAUGUGUUGUUGAUGUUAGAGGAGGAAGUCCAGGGUUAUUUCAUGUCUCGGAUGGCUAUCUGGAUGCUAUUUGUCUUUCAGGUGGAUCUUUAUUUGGCUUACAGACAAUUCAUGGAGUUAUGGCUGGAAUUUCAGAACUGAGAUCAAAUCCGUGCAUGUGGAAUCAAAUACCAAUUGUGAAGGGAGCUAUUAUUUAUGACUUUAAAUUGGAUUCUUUUGAUAAGUCUUUUAAAGAAUUGGUUUUUCCUGACAUUGCUUUGGGAAGAAAGGCAUUCAAUUGUGUUACAACUAAUUCAUUUCCUGUUGGAUUGGUGGGCGCUGGAAGUGGAGCAAGAGCAGGUAAAAUGUCUGUAAUAUAUGAUCUAACAACCAAAGAUGAUAAUUUGUAUGCACUUCCAGAACCUUCAGGUCAAGGAGGCGCCUUUGGAUAUUAUGAAUGUAAGGGAGUUCAAGUGAAAAUUGGAAUAUUUUCAGUAUUGAAUCCAGUUGGUUGUAUAUUCAAUAAGAAACAAGAAUGUGUUCUUGGACAUAGGAGCCAAACCAUUAAAGAAAAGAGAUAUGCAACUGAGGAGCUUAUUGACAUGAAUUCAACAGAAAGGAAGGAACAAACCACAACAAGUAAUACCACACUUACAGUUCUAAUCACCAACGUUACAAUCUCUGAUCAAUUAAAAAGACAAUUGGCUAAACAAUUACACUCUGAAAUGAGUACUUUCAUUCGACCUUUCAAUACCCCUGAUGAUGGCGACACAUUCUUCUUUGUUUCUACCAAUGAGUUGAGUGAAAAUCAUUUCAGAUACAUUGACUUUACUUCAUUGGCUUCAAAAUUAUUACCUGAUGCCAUUCUCAGUAUUAUUGAAUAA